AUGGUCGGGCGCGGAAGUUGUUCGACGAUAUGCCUGAAUGAGAAAUUUCGUAGACAAAACAAGGAUUAUAGGUUUCGAAUUGUCAGAAUCUCCGGAAAAUCUGAUAUGAUUAAUUCACGAACGGGUGGCUUCUUCGAGCGUUCUAUCUCUUUCGUUCUCUUGCUCUGGUGCUUCAUCUUCCUCGUAUACUCCAAGCUUGGCCUUAGCCAUAAUUCUGGAGAUAGAAUUGGUAAUUACACUGAUGAAUCAGUGUCGAAGAUCCUAAAUUCAACGAGUUCGGGAGAUUCUUCUUCUGUCUUCCCUCAAGCUACUGGGAAAGAGAACAAUUAUUGUCUACUGAGAAACAGUCAGUUACAAGAUGUGUAUGAGCAUGUUCUUGGGAACAAUGCUUUGUUGAUCUGCAAAAUUGUAGUACCAGAAAGAAGAAAAAGCAAGACCUUGGAAGCGCGUGAUCCGAUAUAUGUCAAUCUUGAAGACAAAGGUCUCAAAGUAAAUGGCUCGGGCGUGCCAUUACAGCUUGUGAAUGUGACUCAUUAUAGGUUAGAACCGGACGGAACUGGGUAUAACUACGCUUCUGCUAUGAAGGGCGCAAAAGUAGUGGAUCACAACAAGGAAGCAAAAGGAGCUAGCAAUGUGCUUGGGAAAGAUCAUGAUAAGUAUCUAAGGAACCCGUGUUCAGUGUCAAAUAAGUAUGUCAUGAUUGAACUUGCGGAGGAGACGCUGGUUGACACGGUGAGGAUUGCGAAUUUUGAGCAUUACUCUUCAAAUCUCAAAGAGUUUAGCUUGUCAGGGAGCCUGAGUUACCCGACCGAGAUAUGGAAUCAUGCUGGGAGCUUCGUGGCUGCAAACGUUAAGCAGAUUCAGACAUUCCGUCUCUCGGAACCUAAAUGGUUGAGAUAUCUUAAACUGAAUUUAAUUAGUCACUACGGGUCUGAGUUUUAUUGUACUCUGAGUGUUGUGGAGGUCUUUGGCAUUGAUGCUCUAGAGCAAAUGCUUGAAGAUCUAUUUGUUGCAUCAGAGAGUCUUCCCAGUAAACCAGCUAUGCUGGAACUCAAUCAGGAAGUAAAAACCGUUGAUGAAAAACAAGACAGAGAAGUGAAAAACAAUGGGACAGAUCAGAUUGGCAAGGAAACUGAAGCUCCGAAGAAGAAAGAUGAUGUUGUUAAGACAAUUAAUAGCAUUGGAGACAAGAAAUAUGGAGUUAGGGAGAAGCAUAACGUAUGGAAAGUGUUGAUGCAGAAAGUGAAAUCGAUUGAGAUGAAUUUAUCGGUUCUUGAGGACUCUGUAAAGGAAAUGAACGAGAAGCAACCAGAAGUUAGCUUGGAGAUGAAUAGAACCCUGAUGCUUGUGGAGAAAAGCAAAGCUGAAAUCAAAGAGAUCACAGAAUGGAAAGGGAAAAUGGAAAAGGAACUUAGAGACCUAGAGCUCUGGAAAACUCUAGUAGUUUCUCGUGUAGAAUCAUUGGCCAGAGGGAACAAUGCAUUGAGAUUGGAUGUAGAGAAGAUAGAGAGAGAGCAAGCAAAUCUAGAGAGCAUAGAGGUCGGAGUUCUGUUGAUAAGUCUCUUUUUUGUGGUCUUAGCAACGAUUCGGUUAGUCUCAACGCGACUCUGGGCGUUUCUUGGGAUGUCUUUUACAGAUAAAAUACGAUCAUUGUGGCUGGAUAGCGGCUGGGAAGAUAGGCUUAGGGCUUCUCAACAGUACCUUGCUAUUCAAGUUUUGAAGCCCAAGGAUUAG
Molecule: messenger RNA, 1734 nt
Organism: Arabis nemorensis
Lineage: Eukaryota; Viridiplantae; Streptophyta; Magnoliopsida; Brassicales; Brassicaceae
Source: the annotation of a GenBank genome assembly